UGAAGAAGAAGAAGAAGAAGAAGAAGACGGAACGUGUUUUCUUUUACUGUCUAUGGUUUUUGUAAAGGAUGGCAGGACCAGCCUCAGUCGCUGGUGAUGUUUUUGUCGAUGCUCUGCCUUAUUUCGACCAGGGUUACGAUGCUCCAGGGGUCCGAGAAGCCGCAGCAGCUUUGGUGGAGGAAGAGACGAGACGAUACAGACCAACCAAGAACUAUCUGAGCUAUCUUCCCACGCCAGAUUUCUCUGCUUUUGAGACUGAUAUCAUGAGGAAUGAGUUUGAGAGACUGUCGGCUCGUCAACCCAUGGAGCUGCUCAGUAUGAAGAGAUAUGAGCUUCCUGCUCCAACGUCUGGGCAGAAGAAUGACAUCACAGCAUGGCAGGACUGUGUCAAUAACUCUAUGGCCCAGCUGGAGCACCAGGCAGUGCGCAUUGAAAACCUCGAGCUCAUGGCUCAGUAUGGAUCUAAUGCAUGGAAGGUGUCUAAUGAUAACUUGGCCUUAAUGAUUGAAAAUGCACAAAAGGAACUACAGAAGGCUAGAAAGCAGAUACAGGACCUGAACUGGCAGCGCAAAAAUGAUCAGCUGGCUGGAGGAGCCAAAUUACGAGAACUUGAGUCAAACUGGGUGUCUCUGGUUAGUAAGAACUAUGAGAUUGAGAGAGCCAUUGUACAGCUGGAGAACGAAGUGGCACAGAUGAAACGGCAACAGGGUGAUGAGAACAAAGAGAAUAUUCGACAGGAUUUUUAAAUAAUGAAAACCGUUCAACACCAUCUUGAAACUGUCAGACUUUGCUGAAGCAGAGGAUCACCAAAGAGUGAUGUUGUAUUUCUUGUUUUGUUUCUGUUUUCGUGAUGAAUCGAGAAAACAGUCUUUGUAAAACACAAAUGAGCAAUAGUGUUUUAGUGCAAACAGAGGAUGAGCUGAUGUAUAGUUCAUGAUUUUGCACCAAAAUUAAACCAGAUGUCCAUUUUGAUUCUGGAAAUCAGUAACUCACAUUUGUUUACUGUAUAAAUAAAGUACUUAAUGUGGGUGUGUUGGCAGUUAUAACAAUUUAAUGUUUAUGUAAGAUUACCUGGUGGACAUUUAGUUCCUUAAUUUUUAUGUUCUACUCAAUUUGUAAUAUUUUUUUUACAUAUACAAUAAAAUGGUGAAAUGAC
This is a messenger RNA of Carassius auratus (goldfish), 1156 nucleotides long. RefSeq names its product pre-mRNA-splicing factor SPF27. The record is from RefSeq and is a predicted model, not a curated record. Bases 69 to 746 code for a protein of 225 amino acids. The transcript has 7 exons. Lineage: Eukaryota; Metazoa; Chordata; Actinopteri; Cypriniformes; Cyprinidae. Gene Ontology annotation, biological process: mRNA processing. Gene Ontology annotation, cellular component: catalytic step 2 spliceosome; precatalytic spliceosome; Prp19 complex.